AUGAGAGGUAUGACAGUCACAGGCAGAGCACAGACUUCAUGAGAGAGUAUAUAUUCCCAGGUGGAUGCUUGCCUGCACUAAGUCGAAUAAUAUCAGUCAUGGCUGCUGCAUCCAGACUAUGUGUAGUGCAUGUGGAAGAGAUAGGAAUUCAUUACUAUCAGACACUGAGAUGUUGGCGAAAUAACUUCCUGAAAAAUAAAAGACAAAUUCACGCUUUGGGAUUCGAUGACAAGUUCAUUAGGGCAUGGGAGUACUACUUUGACUAUUGUGCUGCUGGAUUCAAAACACGCACAUUUGGAGAUUAUCAGAUUGUAUUUUCAAGGCCAGGCAAUGUUGCAACAUUUGGUGAUCCUUACAAUGUUACUGUGUCUACAGUGUAUUAGAGUUUCGUUGUUUCGAUUAUAUAUUGUAAAUAUGUCUUUGCAAAUAAAUAAGUUCCUCAAA
Molecule: messenger RNA, 444 nt
Organism: Solanum stenotomum
Lineage: Eukaryota; Viridiplantae; Streptophyta; Magnoliopsida; Solanales; Solanaceae
Exons: 4
Molecular function (GO): methyltransferase activity
Source: RefSeq, a predicted model, not a curated record